This is a messenger RNA of Carassius auratus (goldfish), 2854 nucleotides long. RefSeq names its product coiled-coil domain-containing protein 120-like. NCBI's taxonomy places the organism in Eukaryota, Metazoa, Chordata, Actinopteri, Cypriniformes, Cyprinidae. The record is from RefSeq and is a predicted model, not a curated record.
GAGUGGCUGUGUGUGUAAACACAGGGGUGUGUGUUGAAGAAGAGUCGAUGAUCAUCAUGAUCUGGAAUCAUGCAGCUCAGUGAAGGACUAAAGACGCUCCGGAGAUGCUCGUGAGAUGAUGCAGAGGGACGCACGUGGAUGGCAGAGACUCCAGCAUCCUCUCAGGACAUUGAGUUUGUGAGCGUUGCGCAGCAGCACAGUGGCUCCCCCUCAGGUCAGUCGGAGUACUGCAGCAACACCCAGCCACAAAUCUGCUUCAUGGCCACAAAACCAAACCUCUGCAGACCGUAUGACUCUUACCAAAAGGUAAACUUACAAUCAGGGGUCAGUGAGGCGACGGGAAAGACAUAUGAGAUGGAGGUCAAAGGUCACCUGAUAACAUGCUCCGAGCUGCAGGGCGCUGCGGACAGUAAGCAGCGAGCGGAGCGGAUGGUAGAGCUGCAGGAGCGCUGGAGGAGUCUGCACUCGCUGCUCAACACUCGGAUAGCAGAACUCAAACGUGUGUGUCUGCAGGAGGCGGAAUUAACAGGAGAAGUUCCUCAAGAAUAUCCUCUGGAAAGCGGAGAGAAAGUCCCUCAUGUGCGGCGGAGGGCUGGUCUGUCUCGCAGCGGGUCCAAACACAACACCAAAAAUGAGGAAGAGGACGUCUCUCAACGCAAGACAAAGAAAACUCUGUUCAGCGGCGCCCUCCGCAGACACGUCGAUUCUGAACAGCAUCCUCCACACAGCAAACGCACGGUUCAUAGAGGAUGCCACACAGAUAACACAGUGAAGACCGAGAGCAGCUCCACGUUUGUUUCAACCAAUCAGGACACUGAAGAUGCCUCUGACGGUCUGUCAGCCUCACAGCCCCGGCUGGUCUCGGGGAGCCCAGACAACAGGUUUUCUCGAAAACUCUCCCCAGUGGAGAUCUAUUACGAGAUCAAAACACGCCGCAACUCUGUGGCCAGCUCAGCCAGCCCGAGUCACUCUCUUCCAAGGAGUGUGUCGAAUCUGGAAGGUAGAAGUGUCCCGGCAACUCCACUUCUGUCCCGCAAUGGAAUAACAGGAGUGCACAUCAGGUCAGAAUCCUCUAGCGGCUCUGCUGCUGUGAAGCAGUGGUCAGACAAUCCCGAGGCGUCCCAUCAGGUGCCUCUGCAGUCUCAGGAGGGGUCGUCCUCAGGGUCCUAUGAGCAAGGGCACAGACGUAGCAAUAGCUCUGAGACAUUACUCGACCGGCACGGCUCCACAGCGGAGGACGGAGGUCAAAGGUCAGGCAUGCCUGUACGGAACGGCCCAUAUAAGAGCUCGGAAGCCAUCAUGGACUCGACUUUAAAACAGGCGCAGCGUAGCAGUCCCGAGCGGCAGGUAAACGGGCACACUGAACUGGCACACGUUCGCUCGGCCGCAGGAGGUCGGGGAAUGAACGGAGGUUACAGUGAGAUCCUCAUGGAUUAUGUGUGGGGCAAGCAGCAGAAGAUGCAAGCUCAGCAACAGCAAAGACUGCAGGUGCAAAGUAAUGCAAAAACCCUGCCGUGGGCCGAUGGUCCCAAUGCUCCACCGCCUCCUUACAGGAACGGCUUUGCCCAGUCUCAGCAGCUUAUCCUAGGCAACGGCCCUCCGGCCUACAGUCCUCUAAUGCUGAGAGGGAAGCCCGGCGAGCCACGGAGGGUCAAAGUGUCACGCACCAAAUCCUGCGGCCCGAUCGUUCCCUUACAGCAGCACCAGCAAGAGUCCAUCCUGCUCACUGCCUACACCGAAAACAACACCUCCAAUGCAACACAUAACCAGCAGAUCGACCACCCCCACAGGCCACCUCAUUACCCUCUCGACUCCUCCGCGCCCACGACCCAAGACCCCACACGCAGCCUGCACAAGGCCCUGGCACUGGAGGGUUUGAGAGACUGGUAUCUGCGGAAUGCGUUGGGACAGACGGCCAGCGGAGGAAAGGGCAAAGAGGGGACGCAGACCCAGCGCAGGCGUACCACGUCCUCUCUGCACAACUCACACCCCAAUCCACCGCUCAAACACCAGCCACAGUCCUUCCAAACAGACACGUCCUGUCCACACAUCCCCCAGUCAGCCACAUUUCAUGGACUCCCUCUACACGGCAGGUCGAAGGAGCUUUCUUUGUACCAAGAUACCAUUUCAUCUAAAAUGCAGGACAUGACACUUAAAGAGAGCAGUAAUGACAGACCCACGCCAGGCACGCUGGUCUGACGCACAAACAAAAAAGACACCCAGACACAAAGAGACUACAGCAAACACCAGCUUACAUGUGUAUGGAAUGGCAGACUGAGAGAAUGCAUGAUGGACUAUUAAAGAGACCUUUUGAUUCCUUUCAGUGGUUAUAGAAUUAAAUAAUUCUGACGGAAAUCAAUCGAAUCAAUGUUAUACUAACAUAUGCUAAGAUACCCUUGACAUGGGACAAAUACUCAUACUCAAGACUCUUUUCAGCAUGAAAUCAAGCUGUCUUCAAGUUUCAGAUCAUCUCUGGGUUCCUGCAGACUUCUUAUGUAGUUUCCCUUUUAAUCAGCAAAAGUAGUUGCAAGCUCUGGCAAAAGAGACAAUAUGUCAGCACAUUCCUAUCAGGGAACAAUGUGAGUUCAUUCUGUCACUAUUUCCUUGAUACGGAUUUGUCACAAAGUAUAUACAAAGAGUUCUUGUUGUUCAUGAGAAUCCAUGAGACCUUCCAUAAGUCAUACUAGAUAUUUAAGGCCCUUUGAAAAAACAAAUCAGGAUCUUCUCAAUGUUAUAUGGAAAUAUUUCUAUGCAAAUUACAAUCAAGAAGACUGUGUUUAGACAAAAUUAAUAAUUUGAGUUUUGGUCUUGUCAUUCUGAGUAGCAAUUUAAAAAUAUGUAGGAGAAAAAAAAA